AUGUCUACCAGAAACUUUGAGGAUGCCAUCGAUAAACUAAACUCACUGCAAUCUAAUUUCGCUGCGAUAGAAGCUUCAAAGGCAUCUGGAGGUCGUAUGGUCCAAUUCGCCAAGCAUGAGACGAUAGAAUACCUUGGGCGGAUUGGCUACUCGCCCGAAGAUUUGAAUCGUUUAAACGUCAUUCAUGUCACUGGAACAAAAGGAAAAGGCUCUACGUGCGCAUUCGUUGACUCUUUGCUCCGCUCAUCGGAUCCAGAGCGAAAGAUUGGCCUCUUCACGUCUCCACAUCUCGUAUCUGUGCGCGAAAGAAUCCGCAUAAAUGGCAUCCCAAUCUCAGAGGAAGACUUUGUCCGCUUCUUUUAUGAAGUUUGGGACCGACUGGAAGCCAACGACAACCGGAAAUACGAAAGCACACCGGCAAAGCCAAUGUACUUCAAAUACCUCAAUCUAGUAGCCUAUCAUGCAUUUCUUACGAUGAAGGUCGAUACUGCAAUCCUCGAAGUUGGAAUUGGCGGCGAAUACGACAGCACAAAUAUUGUACCCAAGCCCAUUGUUACAGGAGUGACGUCUCUUGGAUUGGAUCACGUCGCUACCCUUGGAGGGACACUGGCCAAAAUUGCAUGGCAAAAGGGUGGAAUUUACAAGACUGGUGUACCAGCCUACACUGUGCCCCAGCCCGCUGAAGCGCUGGAAGUCCUUCGUGAGCGAGCUGAGGAAAAGCAGUCUUCAUUCUUCCAAGUCGUUGAUAUACCGUCGGAACUUGACACAGUUCGUCUAGGUAUAGAAGGUGUACAUCAACGUCAAAACGCGGCUCUUGCUCUCCAUCUCGUUGACACGUACCUCAAAGCCCAACGUGGUGCAGAGAUUGACAAGCCGUCUCUAGAACUUCCCCUCAAACCCGAGUACGCGCGAGGGCUUGAAAAGGCGCGUUGGCCCGGAAGGUGUCAAGCUGUUCAUGAUCCAAUUGAUCCAAAGUCGACGUGGUAUCUGGAUGGUGCACAUACUGUCGAAAGUCUGGCCGCCUGCGCAGAAUGGUUUACGACUCCGAAUGUUGGUCUCAGAGAUGGUCCUUUACGUGUCCUGAUAUUCAACUGCACCCAUGGGCGGUCGGGAGCUGCACUCCUCAGGGCCUUUCGAGAGGCCGCACAGCAAAAAUUGCAGGCGCAUCAUUCGACUCUCACUACCGACACGCUCUUUGAUCAUGUCAUGUUUUGCACGAAUGUGACGUAUUCCGACGGGACCUUCAAAGGCGAGUUUCUACAGAAGGGCCUCGACCAAGCAGAUCUCGAUCAACUCAAGACCCAGACAGAGCUCGCUAAUGCGUGGCUCGAGCUGUGUCCUUCCUUUUCACGGGAGAAAGUACAUGUUCUCCCAAGCAUUCAACACGCCGUUAAACUCGCUCAUCAUCUACGCGAAACUCAGGAGAAGCCAGUCGACGUGCUCGUAACGGGCAGCCUUCUGCUUGUUGGAGGGUUGAUCGAGGUGGCCAAUUUGACCAAAGUGGCGUUGGACAUGUGA
Messenger RNA from Serendipita indica DSM 11827, 1518 nucleotides. NCBI's taxonomy places the organism in Eukaryota, Fungi, Basidiomycota, Agaricomycetes, Sebacinales, Serendipitaceae. The record is from the annotation of a GenBank genome assembly.